AGACAUACAGUAAAAAGAAUGGUUCCUGAGUAAAGCAAGGCACUGCAUGCAUUGAAGAGAACCUACUGUCUGCUACAACAAGAGCACCUGCCUGGAUUGAAUAUGCCAAUGCUCUGCACCUCCUGGAUAUCCCAAGAGAAACAUUGUGCAAUCAUCGACUCUGUGCAAGGCACUUCACACCUGACAUGUUCAUAACAUCGGGACCACAUUCACAGGGCAUCAAGAGGCGUCUGAAACCUACUGCAGUACCAACCGUUCCUGUACUUGAUCCGUACUUAAGGCAUCUUGUUUUACCAAAGUUUUACAUUGGACCAGACCCAAGCACAGGUACACUUUUCGCACGUGCAUACUUUUUCCUCCUGCUGCAGAGAUGAAAGCUGCCAAGUCUUGUCACAUCUUCGCCAGUGAAACAGUAGUUCUGCAUAGCAUGGUUUAAGCUUUUUCUACCAUCGCACCACACUAAUAAUUCUUUGUUCUGUUUUGCAGCCAUUGCGUGCUCCCUCCAGUUCCUACACAGUGGUUCACGUUAUUGCUGCAGUGGACUGUCAUACGUGCAAAAAGAAUACUACCCAUUGUUACCCUAGGCACUCAACUGCUUUCCCCCCCCCCCCUUUCUAGCAGGAAGAUUGUCUCCACUCGAUCCAGAGGCGCCAGCUGGGAUUCAGGAACAUGCAAUGCAGGUCUCGUCAUUGUCAGCAGCAGUCCAAGAAGGUUUUCCAGCUCAUCAGCCGCAACCUUUGGAAUAUGACCACACUUACUGUUUACCAGAGACUUCCUACCCCUCGGAAGGUUCCCAACAUGGCCAACACCAUACUGACCAGGACUAUUGCACAUUGGAUUUCUUGGUGCCAGGGCCAUGUGACUUCCACCCUCCGGAGUCACCAGGAUCUCUUUCAGAGCAAGAACUUCAAGGCACAUCUUUGGUCCUGCCACAACCAUCCACGCUUCUUCUAGAGCCUGUCCCAAGCAUGUCUCGUGGGGUCCUCCAGCAGCAAGCCGUCGCUAGAGAGCCUGUCCCAAGCACGUCUCGUGGGGUCCUCCAGCAGCAAGCUGUCGCGAGAGGUGCGUUCAGAGCUGGUGCACGGCUAACGGCCGAAAUUCUUGCCCGUGUUCUUGCGUCUGAUGUGUUCCUGUUCUGCCCCAACAGAGCCUGUCCCAAGCACGUCUCGUGGGGUCCUCCAGCAGCAAGCUGUCGCGAGAGGUGCGUUCAGAGCUGGUGCACGGCUAACGGCCGAAAUUCUUGCCCGUGUUCUUGCGUCUGAUGUGUUCCUGUUCUGCCCCAACAGAGCCUGUCCCAAGCACGUCUCGUGGGGUCCUCCAGCAGCAAGCUGUCGCGAGAGGUGCGUUCAGAGCUGGUGCACGGCUAACGGCCGAAAUUCUUGCCCGUGUUCUUGCGUCUGAUGUGUUCCUGUUCUGCCCCAACAGAGCCUGUCCCAAGCACGUCUCGUGGGGUCC
Molecule: messenger RNA, 1455 nt
Organism: Dermacentor andersoni
Lineage: Eukaryota; Metazoa; Arthropoda; Arachnida; Ixodida; Ixodidae
Source: RefSeq, a predicted model, not a curated record